Molecule: messenger RNA, 691 nt
Organism: Physeter macrocephalus (sperm whale)
Lineage: Eukaryota; Metazoa; Chordata; Mammalia; Artiodactyla; Physeteridae
Product: tumor protein p63-regulated gene 1-like protein
Exons: 3
Coding region: 105-593 (162 amino acids)
Cellular component (GO): synaptic vesicle; cytoplasm
Source: RefSeq, a predicted model, not a curated record
GCGGGGCCGAGGGCCCGGCGUAGGCGGCGGAGGUAGCGGCUGCGGCGGCGGCGGCGGCGGCCGAGUCGGUUCCGGUCCGGGGUCGCUCGGUGGCGGGCGCGGCGAUGCUGCAGCUGCGGGACUCGGUGGACUCGGCGGGCACGAGCCCCACGGCGCUGCUGGCGGCUGACGAGGAAGUCGGGCCGGGAGGCAGCGUUGGUGGCGGCUGCGGCGGGGGGCGGCUGGGGACGGACACUCCGCUGCGACAGACGCUGUGGCCGCUCAAUGUCCACGACCCCACGCGGCGCGCCCGCGUCAAGGAGUAUUUCGUGUUCCGGCAGCCCGGCACCAUCGAGCAGGCGGUGGAGGAGAUCCGCGUGGUGGUCCGGCCCGUGGAGGACGGCGACAUCCAGGGGGUGUGGCUGCUGACCGAGGUCGAUCACUGGAACAACGAAAAGGAGCGGCUGGUGCUCAUCACCGACCAGGCGCUGCUCAUCUGCAAAUACGACUUCAUCAGCCUUCAGUGCCAGCAGGUGGUCAGGGUAGCCUUAAACGCGGUGGACACCAUCUCCUACGGAGAAUUCCAGUUUCCCCCGAAAUCGCUCAACAAGUAAGUGUGUUGAACAGAGAACCCGGCACCAGGGCCUCCCAGUCAGCCCUUCCGAAACCAGCCUCCAGUGAAUGUCUUGCUUCAGCGGCAAAAGAGUGUAGA